AUGAUACGGACCGCGUCAUUCGUGGUUUGGGGGACUAUGCGAUUCCCAGACACGUACAGGCGCCUGUACACCUACGGCUGGCUGGGUUGGCUGCACCUUUCGAUAUGUGGUGCCUCCGGAUCGCUUGAUGUCGGGUCUAGCAUGGAGCAGCACGUUCUUGAUUCUGCUGUUUGCGCUGAUGGUUCACCCGGGGUCUUCUACAUGGCGACGAACACGUCAUCGACAGACUACGUGAUGUUCAUUCAAGGAGGGGGAGCGUGUGCAUAUGAUGAAGAGCUCUGUGAUGAGUAUCUCGACGACCGCCCGCAGGCGUUCACCUCGACCGGGCUACCAGAUGCAAUGAACGCCCACGGCGUGUUGUCGGACGACCCGGAGGAGAACCCGUUGUACAGGGAAACGCUCCAGACAGUGCUCGGAAACGUUUCUGCAACAGCGACGGUGGUCCUGGUAGGCUCGUCUGCAGGGGGAAUCGGUGCUUUCAACGCGGCCACGUGGCUCCUAGAAUCGUUCGAUCAGGUCUCAGAGCUGAGCGUCGUUCUCGACAGCUCCUUCUUUUUUGAUGUCGACGGCACUCUCGGCGACAUGUUGGCGCCUCUCGCCGCGGACCCCUCCAUGGCCUACAGCACCAUCUGUGCUGAGGAUUUCAACGGCGGCCCGUGCUGCUUGCAGUUCAACUGCAUGGUGCAGAAAGGGUACUAUCCGACCGCGGAUGAUCGACUAAGGGGUACUUUUGUCUUAUCUACACUUCAGGAUGCCCUUACGGGCGCGCUCAUUCUGGAGCGUGGCAAUGUCAAUAGCGAGGCUGUUGAAAGCGUCUGGGACGUGGCUGCCUACGCAGGGCAAACUGAGACAUCUCUUCGCAACUUGGCCGCACUCUACAAGGCGGAGCUGUCCUUCUUCGCUCCAAGCUGCAUCGAUCACGGGCUACUACUUGUCGGCGACGUCGAACUAUGGAUGUGCCCAUCGGGGACCGAAUCAUUCGACAACGUCGAUGCUCUGUGCCUUACCGAUGAAGAAACUGGAGCCUUAUCUGGGGUAGAGUUCCAAGUAACUCUGGAUGACGUUCGCCUACGCUUGGCGGCUGAGAUUUCUGUGGACGCAUGGGAGCGCAUCCAGGUGGCUCUCUUCGACUCAUGCAACGACAUUAACUGCAACCCAACCUGCAUGUCUGAGCUGAUACCGGGCACACGAGAUGAGAGCGAGAGUACGCUGGUAUGGACCCUGGUGCUCGCAACCUGCGCUGUGGCCUUGUUGGUACUUGGAGGCGGGCUAAUCGCAGUGGUGUGGGGUGUACGGUGGAGAAACCGCGCAGUAGGCAUUGUGACAUCUGCUUUGCUAGAAGAAAGCCGAAAAUCCCGAGACAAACAAGCGCCAAGCCUCAGACGCCUGCGCUGUUUCGACGCCCUUCCGACAAGUCGCCGGUGGCGGACACGUUCGCCAUCCGGCAUCGACACUGUCCCCGAAGAAAAGCAGCUGCUUCACAACAUGGAUGGAGAAGUCCCUAAGGGAUCCUUGUGCGCGUUGAUGGGACCUUCAGGCAGUGGCAAGAGCACUCUGCUCGAUCUGCUCACCGGAAGGAAGGCGAUCGGUCGGUGCAGCGGGGAGUUGAUGUUCAACGGAAAAUCUAUCGCAAACCAAAAGGGCUCAUACAUCUCCAAGUCCGGCUACAUGCGGGCAAUCAAGCUAACGUCCCUCGAGGGAAGCAUCAACACCAAAGCGGGCGGCUUGAGCGGGGGACUCAAGCGGCGUUUGUCCCUCGCCCUAGAACUCUUGCCGGACCGCCGAGUUCUGUUCUUAGACGAGCCGACCUCAGGACUAGAUGCCACUUCGUCUCUGGAGCUCAUGACUAUUCUCAAGCGCCUGUCGACUAAGGUUACUUUGGUUGUGGCCAUUCAUCAGCCUCGACCGGAGCUUUGGCUGCUAUUUACCCACGCGAUCCUUCUCAAAGAUGGCAGAACUGUAUACUGCGGCCCGGCAGAUGAAGCUCUGAGCAGUAUCACCAGGUGGGAGGUCUGGGAUGUGCAACUAGAAAAGGCGUCAUGA
Messenger RNA from Ectocarpus siliculosus, 2043 nucleotides. NCBI's taxonomy places the organism in Eukaryota, Phaeophyceae, Ectocarpales, Ectocarpaceae. The record is from the annotation of a GenBank genome assembly.